Molecule: messenger RNA, 330 nt
Organism: Trypanosoma theileri
Lineage: Eukaryota; Euglenozoa; Kinetoplastea; Trypanosomatida; Trypanosomatidae
Exons: 1
Coding region: 1-330 (109 amino acids)
Source: RefSeq, a predicted model, not a curated record
AUGAACUCGUUACGUUUCAUUUUGUUUUCAAAGACAUAUCACUUACUGAAAAGCGUCACUAUAUUUACUAAACAGUUUUUAACCCUGCUUUAUCUCCACCUUUUUUUUCUCCUACAGGAUUCUAUUUGUAUCUUAUGCCAUGUGACGUGGAUACAUUCCAUCGAUGAUUUAUUUGAGCUCUUAUGCCGCGCUCCUUGCGCUACCAGAUUCCCUGAGGAAGAAGAGGUCAACGAUACCUAUGGCACUUACCUUUUGUACCUAGUAAUACUCCUAGGUCCGAUGCUAUUCGCAUACGUUGUACAAAAGUAUUAUAACGUUAACCUCAACUAA